Molecule: messenger RNA, 948 nt
Organism: Funneliformis caledonium
Lineage: Eukaryota; Fungi; Glomeromycota; Glomeromycetes; Glomerales; Glomeraceae
Source: the annotation of a GenBank genome assembly
AUGGAUUUUCCCAAAUAUAAUGGAACUUGUCAUCCUAAUAAAUAUGUCAAACACAUGCGUGCAUAUUGUAAAGUAAAUCGAAUUACAAAUGAACAAGACAUACUUGAAUUAUGUACUUUAAUGAUAGAUUCUAAUAUAACCAUCCCAGAUGAUAUUAAUAAUAUAGAUAAACUUGUCAAUACUCUCAAAUCUCACUCAACUUUUAACAUUUUUAAAGACUCCUGUAAGGGCAAAUUACAAAAAAUGAAAUAUAUUCCUGAAAAGGAGGACAACUUUACCGCUACGUUUUUUGCAAAAUUUCGCACACUUUGUAAUGAUGCCGAAAUUAAUGAUCCCGAUGAAAUAAAAAAACUCCUUAUUAAUACGUAUUCAUCAAAUAAAUUCUUUAAAGAUGAAUUUGAAAAAAUGUCAGAUAUUAUGAAUUCAAAAAAUCAAAUUGAUGAAACCUUUAAAUUAUUUCAUGAGAUUGCAUGUGAUGAGUCAAAUGUAAUUAAAUAUGGUUCUUUGAUAGCCUUAAAAAAUGUUACAACUGGUAGAUAUUUAUCGAGUUGCGAGAUAAACUAUAUGAGCACUAAAGCUCAAGUGGUAUUUGCUAAUGAUAAGCUACCAAAUAAAAACGCUUUAUGGUUUUUAAAAAAUUGUAGUGAAAAGGAAGUACCUUAUAAUGUGGAAUCCAGAUUUAAAUUAAUGCAUAAAGAAACUAAUAUGGAAUUAUAUGCAAGUAGAGAUGAUAAGUCUCCGACAACUGGACAACGUGAAGGUACGUAUCCUGUCGUAAAAGUAGUAUUGUUGAAUGUUUAUAACAUACGUUAUAAUUAUAAUAGAAUUGUACGUAAUCAUGAUUUCACUUUUACUAUUGGAGAUGAAGUUUUUUACGAAGUGAUUGGUCAUUAUGAUAAGAUUGGUGCAAAUGAUGCGUGGUGUAUAGAACUUGUUGAAAAUAUUUAG